Messenger RNA from Myotis brandtii (Brandt's bat), 3794 nucleotides. It is a transcript of the gene OTUB2, whose product is annotated as OTU deubiquitinase, ubiquitin aldehyde binding 2. Lineage: Eukaryota; Metazoa; Chordata; Mammalia; Chiroptera; Vespertilionidae. Gene Ontology annotation, molecular function: ubiquitin binding; cysteine-type deubiquitinase activity. Gene Ontology annotation, cellular component: nucleus. The transcript has 7 exons. Gene Ontology annotation, biological process: negative regulation of double-strand break repair; protein K48-linked deubiquitination. The record is from RefSeq and is a predicted model, not a curated record. The coding region runs from base 1 to 789 and encodes 262 amino acids.
AUGUAUGGAGAUGUCCCAUACGGCAAGGAGCUGAGGGAGGCCUUCGGCCAACAGCAGUGCGCGCUAGUCCCAGGUGUCCCCGAGACUGAAACAUCUUUCCACCUAAUAUCAGAGAAAUGUGACAUUCUCUCAAUUCUCCGGGAUCAUCCUGAAAACAGGAUUUACCAGAGGAAAAUCCAGGAACUCAGCAAAAGGUUCAUCGCCAUCCGCAAGACCAAGGGGGACGGGAACUGCUUCUACCGGGCUCUGGGCUAUUCCUACCUGGAGUCGCUGCUGGGGAAGGGCAGAGAGGUCCUCAAGUUCAAAGAGCGUGUACUGCAGACCCCAAAUGACCUUCUGACUGCCGGCUUUGAGGAGCACAAGUUCCGAAACUUCUUUAAUGCUUUUUACAGUGUGGUGGAGCUGGUGGAGAAGGACGGCUCGGUGGCCAGCCUGCUGAAGGUGUUCAACGACCAGAGCGCCUCCGACAGAAUCGUGCAGUUCCUGCGCCUGCUCACCUCCGCCUUCAUCAGGAACCGCGCAGACUUCUUCCGGCACUUCAUCGACGAGGAGAUGGACAUCAAAGACUUCUGCACUCACGAAGUGGAGCCCAUGGCCAUGGAGUGUGACCACAUCCAGAUCACGGCCCUGUCCCAGGCGCUGAGCAUCGCCCUGCAGGUGGAGUACGUGGAUGAGAUGGACACGGCCCUGAACCACCACGUGUUCCCCGAGGCUGCCAUCCCUUCCGUUUACCUGCUCUAUAAAACUUCCCACUACAACAUCCUCUAUGCAGCCGAUAAACGUGAUUAAUUUUAGGCCAUGAAGUGGAGCCUGUCACCUAACGGGAUUGCCUUCUGAAUGGAACAUUACGGCUUUUCAAUUUUUUAAGCGAUUUAGACUGUAGUUAGAAAACAGAAAACACAGCCUUUUGGGCAAAGUCACUGGGAAUGAGGCUUACCAAUAUGGGCUGUGGUAACUUGGCAAUAUUUUUAGUAUUUAUUUUCAUGAAAAGUCAAAUACUUUUUAACUCAGGGCUAAGAAGCCAGGAGCCCUGGCUCUGCCCCAGUUCCCGAGACCUUGGGUAGGUCACCUCCCCUCUCUGGGCCUGGGCCUUCCUCUGGAGGCGUUUCUGCCAGUGUCCACAUUCCAUUGUGUAACAGCCAGGGCCCUCACUUUCUCUCCACCAGGGGCAGUGCCUCUCUGGUGGGGAGGAAGAGCUCAAGGCCAGCUGACUCCCAGUUCUGUACAAAAGGAUCAAGUCCACUCAGCUGUCGGACUGGACUUGGGUGAAUGACUUCAGGAAACAUGGGCCACUGAGGCCAAUGUGAAUGUGAGGCUUCAUCCCAAACAUUAUUGAUAGGAGUGUUUUCUUACCCCUGACUUAAGGAAACGGAGACUUUUAUGCCAAAGUCUAGAAGGGGAUCUUCAGCAUGAAGUGCAAGUUGUCGGGGCCCCUCUACCUCUCUCAGGGCCGGUACUGCCUGCCUGGCCCUUCUGGGUUCUGCUGCCAGCCCCACUUGGACCGCCGCUGGAGAAAAAUUAGGGUCUGGGACCUGGAAGCUGUCUGUUCGUCCCCAACAUAUCCUGGAGGUAGACUCUAGCUACCCAGUCAGGUGGACACAGCACACGCAGCCGUGGACUCCAGCCGAGCAGAGCAGACAAGUUUUGUAAGGUUCUCUCUGUCCCUCCUUCGCUCGGUGUAUGGGCUGGAGAGAGGUGAGGUGGGGAAGAACAAGGCGAGCCGAAGGACUUGGCAGUGGGGAGACUUCCGUUUGGAAACUGCCUGGGAGACAAGAGCCCUGGUGGGCAGCCGCCUCCUCCUUCUACCUGGACAUGCCCCUCAAGACCCUCACCUGCUGCCUCAGGACCUCGAAGAGCCCUGGCUGGCCAGGGCACUGCUAGCAAGUUCUAGUUCUCUUGCUCUGCGGGAGGAAAUGGAGAACGCGGGGUGUGGAACUGCCCGAGUUACUUCCUUCUUCUCACAGGCUCCAUUCUGCAGGGAGUUGUUAGAAACCACUGGUGCUGCAGUGCGAGUCGGCUGGUGUGACGACGCACAAUGCACGGGGGCUGGAGCAGACUGCUCCCAGUCCUGGUACACAAGCGUCACACCUGACUCACCCAUCUGCCUUGGCGAAGACAGACGUCAGGGUGCUUUCAUUCCGGCAGGGACCACAUUCCCAUCAGCCGCUGGCUGGAAUUUGAACCCAAGGGCUAAGUGAUCAUGCCACUGUCCACAGGAAUAUAAAUCUUACCCUUAUCUCUGACUUGGUUCAGUGUCUCACCCGGUUCUGGGUAGGAGUGCUGGGCUGGGAGUGCACUGGACGAGUGGGGGGACGUGUUACAUGGUUUGUGAAUGUCAGCAUCCCGUGGCCACUCUGCGGGUGUGAGGUGGGUCCUGAGCCCCGGCCAGGCUCUCAAGCACAGCAUCAGUAGCCCUGGCCGCCACUUCUCUGCCGUCGUGGCCUGUGUAGUGUCCACAAAAGCAGUUUUCCCUUUGGCAGACCGGCUGGAGAAAUGCCCUCCGAGACUUGCCCAUGGUGUGCUUCUAGGCCCGAGGGCCCGCCAGAGCUCACGGGGGAGAGCCUACCACUUUAGAAUCAAUGCCCGAGAGAGGCGGGCUGAGUUGCUUUCUCUAAGGGAAGCACUGUGGAGAGAAAGGAACGGCACUCUAAGUAUAGAUGCUACUCGGCUUAGGAUGGGUUCCAUCCCAAAAAAACCACCAUAAUUUGAAAAUAUUUUAAGUCAAAAAUGCAGUUACCACCUAACCUACCGGACAUCAGAGUUUAGCCGCCCACCUUACAUGUGCUCAGCCUCCAGUUGGGCAUUUAUCUUGAGUUUCAUCUCAAGAAUUGCCUUCCUCUUCUCACCAGAAGCAGGAGACAUAGAUGGGCGUUUGGUAGGCAUGCUGGGAUGAGAAGACAAACCAGUGCUGGGGGCAGUAAACUACAGAGCAUCGGUGGUUUGCCCUCGUGCGCUCGUGGCUGACCUGGAGCUGCGGCUGCCCAGCGUCACAAUAGGGUAUCCCACCCUGUGGCUAGCCUGGGAAACGAUCAAAAUUCAAAGUGCCGUUUCUACGAAAUGCAUGUAGCACGUGUGCACUAUCAUACAGUCAAAAAGUCCUAAGCCGGGACAGAGUGUGAUUUGCUCAGAUCCAGUCACCUGGUCUGGAGCGCCCAGCCAUGCUAACAGUCACUCUUCUUGGGCAAUUCUCCACCCACCCCAUGCAGCCAUCUCUUUCCAGACCAAAAGCUUUGAGUUUGCUUUAUAAUUGUGUAUUUAUUACUUUCUUUCCAAAGGAAACUUUGUAAAUCAAUGGAAAUAUUUAGCAACAAAAAGAAGACUAUCCUUGCUUUGACCUAGCUCCUAUUUUAGGCACAAAGGGGCUCGGGAGGCAGGCUGGGUUUGAAUCUCACUUUGUCACUGACUCCCGGUGACCUUGGCCAAAACACAUCCCCCCCCUGAGCCCUAACUCCCACCUUAGUGAGAUGGAGACAGGACAACUCAAGUAGAAUGCAAUUGUGUGAAAACUACUACUAGGCUCAGCUAUAGGGAGUGGUCUAUGGAUGGGGAUGUUCUCAACUCCCCCUUCCCAGGGGCAGCAACAGGACAUGCAGGAUAGGGAAACGCUGUGACUUCCCAGACCAUGGUCUAAGAACCACACAUACAUUCCCACACUGGGUGGAAAUGGGGGUGGGGGCGGGAGCUCUGGGUGGCUGCCCAGGGGCUCUAGGUCCCAUGGGAUGUGGGCCAGGCCUUACAACUUCCCGGGCAGUUGGUGAAAACAUUUCCUACCAUUAAAAUGGUUUCUAUAACAA